AGAUCGCGUCGCGAGUUAAAAUGCAAGAAAAGGGUUAGUACGAACCAUCGUUAACGAACCACCCAUCUCGCCGAGCAAGCUCACCACACUCUUUUAUUUUGAACAUGCAGCUUAUUCUUCCCGUCCUCUUCCUUCUCCUGGCGCCGGUCGCCGUAACUGCAUGCGAAGGCGACUGCAUAGUCGAUAUCACCAACGAAUACCUAAACCGCUAUGAGAACAUCUUGCUCACGGCCCUUCAGAAACAGGCGGAUCAGAUCAGCGAGAAACUCGUCCCCGCUCCAAGCCGUAGAGAGAACUCUAUCGUGUAUUUCGCCCCAGUCUUGAAAGCCUACAACAGUACUGCCUACAACAGCCUAGAGAAGGCCAUAUUCCCGGGUUACUUCCAUGGAAAGUGUCAAGACGCAAACGGCGUGAACCCACCCGGGUGCCCAAACCCCGACUGUCCCAAAGUCUGCGGCACGCCCGGCUCCAUGGUCCACUUCUUCUCCACCCUCACCGAGAUCGUAUACAACGAGACAACCGACAUGCUCACCAGCUUCACAGCACCGGGGAGUAAACCGUACAACCAGAUACAGCAGAUGGUUAUAGCGGACGUCAACAAAGGACAGAUGAAACGUAUGGAGAACCUGUCGCGCAUCAUGCCAUUGCGCAGUCGCGCAGCGAUACAGGGAAGAACCACUCACAGCAUUCAGCAAGGCCUGAAGAAGAUCAUGAAGGAACUGCGACCGACCAUGUUGGAAACAUGCGGGGGGUCAAACCUGUCGUUGUGCAGUUGGGAGCAGCCUAUGAAGGAAUUCAUCUUGCAGUACCCUUGAUUCCGAUCUUUCGCUCACAAACUACUCAUUCCACUGCUGAAAGCGUCAAUUCUGUUGAUAGUUA
This is a messenger RNA of Suillus clintonianus, 879 nucleotides long. RefSeq lists its product as uncharacterized. The coding region runs from base 105 to 815 and encodes 236 amino acids. Lineage: Eukaryota; Fungi; Basidiomycota; Agaricomycetes; Boletales; Suillaceae. The transcript has 2 exons. The record is from RefSeq and is a predicted model, not a curated record.